AUUGUACGAAGGCGAUCCGAGUCUCCCCUCUUCUUGUUCUCACUCUUUGAUUGAGACUCCUCUGCCUUGCAUUUCAUUCAGCGAGCAAGAAUUUUUACUAUAAAAGCAGACAUCUUGAACCUAUCCUUCUUCCCCUCUGAUACAUGUUGUGCUUUUCGAGAUGUGCACGCAACCUGUUUGUCAAAAGUCCUCAAAGAAAAAAUUAUAUGAUAGACCCUAUGGUCGAGGCUACUUCAAGCAACAAAAAACAAGCGUAUUACGAAGACCCAGUUGGAUUUUAUGCUCAACGAGAAGACGUAAUAUCUUGGACAUCUAAAAUCACCAAUUUGGUAAGAACGGGUCAGUCAGAAGCUGCUUUUGGCUUCUUCAAGACGAUGUUCGCAAAUGGGCACAGGCCAAAUCAUGUGACAAUGCUGAGCGUAAUAAGAGCUAUUGACGCAUUAAGCUGGGAAUCUAUGAACGAGGUGGUUCAUGGAGGAGUGAUCAAAAUGGGUUUUGAGUCAGAAGUGGCAGUUUCAACAGCUCUUCUUGGGUUUUAUUCAAAUCGUGAUAUUGGAACAGUCUGGAAGUUGUUCUAUCAGAUACCUUAUAAGGACAUUGUUCUGUGGAGUGCCAUGAUCUCCGCAUGCGUGAAGAAUGGUCAGUUUAUUGAAGCAUUGGAUCUUUUCAGAGAGAUGCAAUAUCAGGGUGUUCAACCAAACCAUGUAAGUAUUGUAAGCGUUCUACCAGCUUGUGCUGAUUCUGGGGUUAUAUCUUUGGGUAAAGAGAUUCAUGGGUUUUCAAUGAGAAGGGAUUUUUAUUCUCUGGUUAACAUUCAGAAUUCACUCAUGGAUAUGUAUUCAAAAUGUAGAAAUCUUGAGGCAUCAAUUAGAGUUUUGAAGAUGAUGAGGAAAAAGGACAUGGUAUCCUGGAGAACUGUGACUAAUGCGUGUAUCCAAAACAAUUGUCCGAGUAAAGCGUUUAAAAUUUUUUCAAGGAUGCGAUCUUUUGGAUUCGAAUUAGGCAAAACAAUGAUGCUGGCCAUUAUAGCUGCGGUACUACUGGUUGAAGAACUUUUACUUGGCUUGGCUGUUCAUUGUUAUGCACUUAAAGGUGGUUUUCUCUGUUUUAUUGCAGUUGGAACUGAAAUUCUCCAAAUGUAUGCUAAAUUUGGUCAUUUGGGGUUGGCGAAACUUAUAUUUGACGAGCUUGUUGACAAAGAUAUCAUUGCCUGGAGCGCAAUGAUCUCGGCAUACUCUCACGGUGAGGAUCCACUUAAUGCCAUUCAAACAUUUAAAAUGAUGCAAUCAACUAACGAAAAGCCUAAUGAGAUAACUUUUGUAAGUCUAGUGAAUGCUUGUUCUUCAUUGGGUGCUCAGGAGCUGGGAGAAAGUAUACAUGCUCAUAUAAUGAAAUCUGGGUGCUCAUCUAAUACACAUUUGAUGUCAGCUUUUGUUGAUCUUUACUGCACACUUGGAAGGAUAAAGCAAGGGAAACAUGUUUUUGACGAGAUUUCGACGAAAGAUUUAAUUUGUUGGAGCACAAUGAUUAAAGGGUAUGGAAUGAAUGGUUGUGGGAAUGAGGCACUCGAUACAUUUUCAGACAUGUUAAGCUGUGGUUUGAAGCCCAACGGGGUGCUCUUCGUUUCUCUUUUAUCUGCUUGUGCUCAGUGUGGAAUAGAAAAGGAAGGCUGGGUUUGGUUUCGUUCAAUGAUAGACAAGUAUAACAUUACACCAACGGUGGCACAUUAUGCUUGUAUGGUGGACUUGCUCGUUAGGCAAGGAAAAAUUAGAGAAGCUGUUGAAUUUGUGAAGAAAAUGCCAGUUGAACCUGAUACAAGGAUCUGGGGUGCUCUUUUUACUGGUUGUAAAUUAACUCAUGGGUUCCCUGACAUUGUAGAUUCUAUUGUCGAACAGCUCACCGCUAUGGAACCAAACAAUUCUAACUUUUAUGCAAUGUUGCUCGACUUCUGUGCCGAGGAAGGCAGAUGGGAAGAUGCAGACCGGGUGAGAAAACUGAUAAAUGAGAAGGGAUCAAUGAAAACGUAAUAACAAGAUCAGGUCAAAUUUCAUCAGGGAGAAGUUACAUUUUCUACUUUGUGCUGUAGACCAGUUAUUUCCCUCUUAUUCAGCUCAUGCCAAGAAAUGGGAAUAUGAGUAGAAUUCAGAAUCACAAAUGUACAAAUCGGAAUCUGAAUUACGAAGUCUGCCAUGUUCUGAGAAAAUAUCACACACAUUGGACUGAAUCUAACUGGAAAACUGAUGGAUGCAGGCAAAUUUGUCAGGUAACUCAUACACAGCUGAUUAGUAACUUCAACAUAUGCAUGUUAUUGAUGAUCAUUGAAUUUCAUUAAACGUUCUGAGUUUGUAUUGAAUUUGGAUGGAAUUUAUGGUCUUGGUAGUUUCUAUUUACUUGAAACAUCACCAUACCAUAACCUAUCUAUUUAUGGCGGAUGAAAAACACUGGAGGAUAUAGAAGAGGAUCAGAACAACUUAUAAAACUAUCAGUUAAAAACAUCUUUGGCCUUUGAAGAAGGUUCAAGCUAUCCAUACAUAAUUCAUGAAGGGCGGCGGAAUCCUUGAAGUGCUUCUUGUCAAUGCCAAAGACAUCAAACACACCAAUUUAUUUGGUACUCUCUUCUGUUAUAGGCUUGUUAUUCACUUGAAGCAAAUUUUAUUUGUAUGUCAUGUUUGUUCUGUUUUCCUGUUUUGGGGAGAGAACUGCUUUGGCCUUUUCACUCGGAUUUUUCUCGUUCAAAUUCGAGAUCUCCCUUUCUCUUUCUGAUGUCAAUGUAGAGCUUGUUAGUAUGAAAAUAUAUAUUGAUGUUUUAGGUUCCCCGGCAUAUUAUGUGACAGUAGAGUGCGGAACUCUUGAACAUAGAACCAAAGUAUCAUCAGGUAAACAUGAAAAUCCUUGGUGGAAUGAGAA
This is a messenger RNA of Momordica charantia (bitter melon), 2907 nucleotides long. The record is from RefSeq and is a predicted model, not a curated record. Lineage: Eukaryota; Viridiplantae; Streptophyta; Magnoliopsida; Cucurbitales; Cucurbitaceae.